CCCAAACUCCCAAAUCGUCAUACCAAAUGCCCCGUAAAGGCUAUAGAAGGGGUAAAUAAGUCCUUUCAGAUCUUAUAGAGACUUCCAGUCGAACAGCCAAAAACUACUCCCAUUUCUUUGCUCGAUCACCGUCACCGUCGCCGGAGAUCUCUUCCAAUCAUCACUCUCUCUCAAAAUUAGGAUCUCAUCUAAUGCAAAACCGCUGAUUUCAACUAAUUAGGGUUUUUCCGGCAGAAAUUCGACGAGAUUCUGAGCAUAAAAAGGAGGAAUAAAUUAUGUCGGCGUUGUUCAAUUUUCACUCUUUUCUGACGGUGGUGCUGCUAGCUAUUUGUACCUGCACUUAUAUCAAGAUGCAUUUUCCUGCUAUCCUUGAACAGAGAACUGGGUUUCGAGGUUUCUUUUGGAAGGCUGCUAGGAUUGGUGAAAGGCUGAGUCCAUGGGUCGCUGUAGGAUGCUUCACUAUGGGUGUAUCAAUAAUUUUUUUCUAAUAGAAACCAAAGUUGUGCAUGCUAAUUUUGCUCAUGAUAAUCUGCUGGUUGAAUUAGAAGCGUUUAUCUGUGGAAGAUGUUUGUACUGCCCUUUCAUGGAUCAAGGAGCUCAUUUUUUGAAUUAGGCCUACUUAGUUAAUGUUGGACACUAUAUUAUAUCUUGGAAAACCCAAAUGUAAUUGUUUUUUACAACUUACAAACCAGAUCUAUUUGACUUGUAUUACUGUACGUCUGUACCCCUCAAAAUUAUACCUGUAAGCUAUUCAUAUAUCUGAUUGUGACUCGCUUAUUGUCACAGCGAAGCGAGUCAUUUUGUUUUUACGCUGACAA
Molecule: messenger RNA, 818 nt
Organism: Beta vulgaris subsp. vulgaris (sugar beet)
Lineage: Eukaryota; Viridiplantae; Streptophyta; Magnoliopsida; Caryophyllales; Amaranthaceae
Exons: 5
Coding region: 276-488 (70 amino acids)
Biological process (GO): protein secretion; intracellular transport
Source: RefSeq, a predicted model, not a curated record